Hemiscyllium ocellatum (epaulette shark) is the source of this 606-nucleotide messenger RNA. RefSeq names its product sialic acid-binding Ig-like lectin 15. The record is from RefSeq and is a predicted model, not a curated record. NCBI's taxonomy places the organism in Eukaryota, Metazoa, Chordata, Chondrichthyes, Orectolobiformes, Hemiscylliidae. Gene Ontology annotation, biological process: regulation of osteoclast development; regulation of actin cytoskeleton organization; regulation of bone resorption. The transcript has 3 exons. Bases 46 to 606 code for a protein of 186 amino acids. Gene Ontology annotation, cellular component: plasma membrane.
UCAUAUUUUUCUGGAGAAGGAGAAGAGUGAGCAAGUGAAGAAUUGAUGAUGAAGUCCCUCUACAUUUGUCUUUCUGCAGUCCUCCUGUCAGUCUCAGUGCAGGGUCACACGGAUUCUGCUAAUGGUUGGUCAAUGACAAUCGCAGAUGAAGUGAGGGCUGAGGAAGGAGGCUCCGCUGUCUUACCCUGCAGCUUCACCCACCCUGACACUCACCUCACACUCACCGGCUCUAUCUUAUGGUGCAAGGAGGAAUCACGGUCUUUUAUCUUUAAGUGUACAUAUUCUGGUCCAGACCAUUCCCAGGGUGAGCUGUGUGAGAAUGUGAGACAGCGGGACGGUGGGAAUCGAUUCAGAUUCGUGGGGAGUCUCACCAACAAAGAUGCCUCAGUAAUGAUGGAGGGACUGAGCCGGGAGGAUGUUGGUUUCUAUCGGUGUCGUGUGGAGCUCAAUAUCGGCAACUUUCAAACAUGGUAUGGAACACGCCUGGAAGUGGAAGCUGCUCAAGGAAAUGUCUCAGUGGUGAGUGGGACAGAGGGAGAUUCAGUUACUUUACCCUGUAUCUUCAGUCGCUGGUACUACCCUCCCUGUCCACUGUUACCUGGAUGA